AUGAAGCUAGAUCAAGAUGAUGGCAGUGAGUGCUUCAACAGCGAAGAUGAAUUGUCAUAUGAUGAAGACAGUGAUGGAGAAGGAAUGUCACAAUGGUUCACUGUGGGUGUGUACAACAAUGUACAUACUUGCUUACCAAUAAGGGACAACAGGCUGGUUACUAGUACAAUAAUUGCAGAGAAAUAUUUUAGGGAGAUCAAGGAUAACCCUGGUUGGAAAAUAGAGAAGAUGCAAGAGGCUGUGUUAGAAGACUUGUUAGCUGAUGUCAGUGCAUCCAAAUGCAAACGAGCAAAGAAGCUAGUGAUGGAGAGGAUUGUUGAUUCAACAAAUGGAGAAUUUUCCAGAGUGUUUGACUACCAUCUUGAACUUGUCAGAAGCAACCCCGGAAGCACAGUGGCAGUUACUCUAAAUCCUGAUGUGACUGACAAACCAGUGUUUGAAAGGAUGAUCCAGUUCAACUACAACAGGGCCAAUCUAGCACAGAAGACACCCGAGGGUGCAAAGGAUAUGAUGAAAACUUCUCCUGAACAUUGGUGUAGAGCAUUUUUUAGGCUUGGUUCCUACUGUGAUUCCGUGGAAAAUAAUCUAUGUGAGUCAUUCAACAACGCAAUCAUGAGACAGAGAUUUUAUCCAAUUAUUUCUUCCAUGGAAAUCAUCAGGAGAAAGGUGAUGGCUAGAAUUGCAGAGAAUAAGGAAAAGUCAAAAGGGUGGUCUGGUACAAUAUGCCCCAAUAUAUUCAAGAAACUGAAGCUGAAUGUGAAAAGAUCAAAUAUCUGCCAAGUUUUGUACAAUGGCACUGAAGGAUUUGAAGUAAUGGAAGGGACUUGGAGAAGAUUCACUGUCAACUUGGAGAGACAAACAUGCAGUUGCAGAUAUUGGGAUCUAUCUGGUUUGCCAUGUUGCCAUGCUAUAAGUGUUAUCUACACUGUACACAAGGACUUGGAUGAUUUCAUUGCUCCAUGUUACAGGAUAGAUGUGUAUGACCAGGUAUACAGCCAUGUAUUGGAACCAGUAGAGGGAAAGGAGAGUUGGCCAGUAGCUACAAAUCAUAGGCCUUUUCCACCGGUUAAAAUGAAAAUGCUAGGAAGUCCUAAGACAGAGAGAAGAAGGGAAGAGCAGGAGAAGCCUAAAGGCAACAAAUUGUCAAGAAAAGGCUGCAUUCAAAGAUGCUCAAUGUGUGGCUCCAAAAACCAUAACAAAAGAAAGUGCAAUGGUAAUCCAGAUGUUGUGAAUGAACGUGCGCAGCAGAAUAAAGCAGCCAAGAGAAGUAGAAAAAAAGAGAUGAAGCAACAACCCAGGAAGCUAGCUCUUCUGCCCAGCAACAACAUGCGCAACAGCAAGAAAAACAUGUGCUCUAUGUCGAGAAGAAAAGUAUUUCCAAGAACCAAGCUCCAGGACAUGCCCAAGCUCCAGGACAUGCCCAACAGCAAGCUCUGAUGCGUGUCCAGCCAAGGCAGCAACCUAGGCCUUUUGUUCCACCAAAGAAGAAGCAAAAGAGAUCAUGUGAUGGAGCUGGACAAUCAAGUUCUCAACCAAUUGAUGGAGCUAGUCAAUCUUCUGCCAGUAUGCAAAUUCGAAGAACUCAAACAAUUCCAAUGUCCGAGGUAGUGACAGAACGUGUGCCAAAACGCGGGAGGUUGAAGUGGUACUUAUGUGGCAAUGAAGGUGGACAUGGACAAGAGUAGUCAAUUUCCAAUUUUGUCACUUUUUUGGUCUCAAUUUUGUCACUUGUGUCAAAUUAAAGUUAAAUGAUAGGUCACUUUGCGAUUCUGUUAUAUGAGAGUGAACUUUUAUUGUAGUGUAUAUAUGUUCUCAGAUUUAGUGUGCAAAUGCACUCAAAUAACAGGUGGUUGCCUGGAGGUUCAGUUGAUGGUCAUUGAAUAC
Lolium perenne is the source of this 1884-nucleotide messenger RNA. The record is from RefSeq and is a predicted model, not a curated record. Lineage: Eukaryota; Viridiplantae; Streptophyta; Magnoliopsida; Poales; Poaceae.